AUGACGGCCAACUUCCCCAUCAGAACGCACGCCCAGCGCUCCGUGCUCGGCUGCUCCUUCGUCUUCUCCAUCCUUGCAAUCACGGCCGUUCUACUCCGGCUGCUGGCGCACAAGAUCGCGCGCAAGAAAUGGACUCUCAGCGAUUAUUUUAUUAUUAUGGCAUGCACAUUCUCUGUCGGCCUCCAAUGCAUUAGUAUCACUGGCGUUUUCCGAGCAGGUAUCGGUUACGACCACGUCAGCGUCAUCGUGGCAGACCCUAGAUGGGGUACAGAGCCCAUAAUAACCGUGUCGAAACUCAUCGUCCCGCUGCAAUUUGUGUGGGUGCUGAGUCUUAGCUGCACCAAGAUCAGCAUUCUCUUCUUGUACCUCCGCAUCUUCCCUGUCCGGUGGCUUGUGAUUUCUUCAUACGCAACAAUGGCUGUCAUUGUGGCGUGGGCGAUCGCGACGAUUCUAGCGGGCUGUCUGAUCUGUCGCCCUUUUGCCUAUAACUGGGAUAAAACCAUUCCAGGCGGUUACUGCGGUGACCAGGUUACGAGUUUCACAAUCACGGGCAUUAUCAAUCUCGUCACUGACGUGGUAGUCCUUGUGCUGCCGAUGCGGAACUUGUCCAAGCUUCAGAUGGCGACGUAUAAGAAGAUUACCCUGAUUGCUGUUUUUGGUCUGGGCGCUGUAACAUGCGUGAUCUCCGCCCUCCGCAUUUCCGUCCUCUCCACCAUGAACUUCGCAGAUAUCACCUACACUAUACCAAAAGCCAAUAUCUUCAGCGGGAUCGAGCCGUGUCUGGCCGUGAUCCUCGCCUCCGUGCCCAUGAUGCGGCCGCUGCUUGGUCGAAAGGGCGGGAGCACCGAUGCAACGGGCCAAACGCCCGUCUAUUCGGAUUCCAACUCGCAUCCGCACCCACAUUCAAAGUCCCUUUCCAAGUCAAGGGGGAACAGGAACUCCAGGAUUGGUGAUGAUGGGUUCCAGCCACUUGAUGAUGAUACGAGUCAGCUUUGGCUUAGGCCUCUGGGGCCGAAACAUCAUGUUGGUGUUAAGGUGUCGCAGGAUACGGUCACGGGAGACGGGGAGAGUACGGGGAGUCUCGAGUCGUUAUCGGAGACGAGGGGGAAAAUGGCGAAGAGAGGUCCUGGGAUUGGCGUUGGGUCGGGGAUCACAGUGAAGCAGGAGUGGAAUGUGGGGGAGUCGCGAUGA
Messenger RNA from Aspergillus nidulans FGSC A4, 1191 nucleotides. RefSeq names its product putative integral membrane protein. Bases 1 to 1191 code for a protein of 396 amino acids. Lineage: Eukaryota; Fungi; Ascomycota; Eurotiomycetes; Eurotiales; Aspergillaceae. Gene Ontology annotation, cellular component: membrane. The transcript has 3 exons. The record is from RefSeq and is a predicted model, not a curated record.